Messenger RNA from Apis mellifera (honey bee), 1584 nucleotides. Its product is annotated as methyltransferase-like protein 9. The transcript is spliced from 6 exons. Lineage: Eukaryota; Metazoa; Arthropoda; Insecta; Hymenoptera; Apidae. Gene Ontology annotation, molecular function: protein-L-histidine N-pros-methyltransferase activity. The coding region runs from base 182 to 1294 and encodes 370 amino acids. The record is from RefSeq and is a predicted model, not a curated record.
ACAGCAGACGGCGCUAUCGUCGCCAACAUGGCCACGUGCUAGACGUGUUUACGCGAACUGCGUCAUCUUUCGUAUUUUUCUUGCUCGUAUACCAAAGUGUUAGCCACAAGAUUACGGUGCCGAGUAUCGUCAUGUCAUGUGUGUGUGGUGACUGACAGUCAUUAACGUGCUCCUCGUGGGCAUGGCGAGUGCGGAUGCGCCUGUACGAAGGUGCACCUGCGACGUCAGGAAUUUGGCUACCUGUUCUACUGUCAAUCAGGAUAUACCCACGAGUAGAGUCGUAAGAAAUUACAGACCACAUGGAAGCCUUGCCAGGCUACUUUACGACAAACAAAAGGCAGACGAACAGCUUGAAGCAUACGACAAGACUCAGUGGUACAAAGUAGACAAAACGAAGAUCCGGGAAGAUUUGCUCCGUUUAUGGAUUCCUCUUGGUGCAGGGCUCUACCAUGAUCAACCUGAUAAAACCGCCGAAAUCUUCCUAAUGAAAUCCAUUGAGAGGUCGGAUUCCUUACCAUUGCAAGCCUGGCAUUCUUUAGCAAGAUCUGCUUUAUCGUGGUUCAUCAGCCGCACUUCUAUAAAUGGGUUACUUGGUCGUGGUUCCAUGCAUGUCUUUUCUUGCGAACAAUUUCAAAAAUUGAUGGUGGCAAGCGGCUUUUUAGGGCCAUGGCAUUCGUUGGUGGAUUUAGGGGCAGGCGACGGUGCCACCACUGCUCAUGUAGCUCACCUCUUCGAAAAAGUUUAUGCUACAGACAUAUCAGCACCGAUGAGAUGGGCUCUGGCAAAAAGGAAGUUCACGGUGCUCGAUGUAGAAAAAUGGUACGAAAAUAGUCCCUUCAAUGUGAUUCUCUGUCUGAACUUAUUGGAUCGUUGCGAUCGACCUAACACUCUACUUCGCCGCCUAAAGUCAUCUUUAGCUCCAGGUGGUCGUUUGGUCGUAGCUUUAGUUCUUCCAUUCAGCCCUUACGUAGAAGUUGGUGAAAGAGGUGACCACAAACCGUCAGAAUAUUUGCCAGUAAAAGGGAACGGUCUAGAAGGUCAAAUAGCUAGUCUCGUCGACAGAGUUUUCGCACCAUUAAGUCUAAGAUGUCUGGCAUGGAGCAAACUGCCUUACCUCUGCGAAGGAGAUCUCGGUCAAGCAUAUUAUUUUCUUGACGACGUCGUAUUUGUUCUAGAAGCACAGCCAGAUAACUCACGAUACUCUACUUCUGAAUGGAUGGAUACAGAAUUAUCUGGAAGAAAAUGCUGUAAUAUAUUCGAACAACAGAGUGGUAAUGAACGAAACACAGCUUGAAACAGGAAUAUGUGGAGGUGGCAGAAAACUUCUUAACGACUGUACAAGCUGUAUUGUAUCAACCAAUGCUGUAACAAAAUUAAUCCAAAACAUGUACAUUUCUAUUUCGUUAAUGGAAGAAAAUUGGCAAAAGAUAUAUAAAAUAAUCACAAAAGCAGUAUUUGAUAUCUGAUAAUAUUACUCAUUAAUAUGAUAUAAAAUAUAAUUAAUUUAUAACAAAAAUUUAUUUGUAAACCUAACAGAAAUAUUACAUUAAAAGAGAAAUAUUAAAAUAGAUUAUAGAUAAUAUA